UGGGCGUAGAGUAUCAUUUCAAAAAACAUUUAACAAGAAAAAGCGAAGAAAAUAAAUUUAAAAAAAGAAAAGAAAAGAAAGGAAAAAGUCAGGUGGACGUUGGUUGAACGACUCCCUCAAACCUCUUUACAUCAUUACAUUAUUAUAUUUAUCGAAAUUGGGAGUUAGGGUUCGAAAAAUCAUUGCAGGAAAUCCUUUCAAUUGCAGCCCAUAUGCGGCGGUUCAUGGCAACUCCGCUCCACAUCUUAACCGUCCUCCUUCUCUUCUUCUGUUUCUGUGCACGGAUCGCGCAAUCAGUGCCGGAUAAUUUGGGAUCCAUCCGUUUACCUUCCGAUGGAUUUACCAACUCCGGUGAAAACGAAGGCGUCUGCGCACGAUUCACGAAGCCGGCUUCGUGUCCGGUGAAUUGCUUCCGAACGGAGCCCGUUUGCGGCGUUGAUGGCGUCACCUACUGGUGCGGUUGCGCCGAUGCCAUAUGUGCUGGUACUCGCGUGGCGAAAUUAGGGUUUUGUGAGGUUGGGAAUGGAGGUAGCGCUUCGUUUCCUGGUCAAGCGCUGCUUUUGGUUCACAUUGUCUGGCUGGUCUUGCUCGGAUUUUCUGUAUUGUGUGGUCUUUUCUAAUUAUUCAAAGGAGAAAGAUUUUGUGUCUUUCUUGGAUUCGAUCUGUAUUUCUCUUGUCUACUAUUUCUUAUACGUAUUGUUGUAAAUGAAAUUCUUUGGAUUAAUAUACCAAUUUGA
Messenger RNA from Durio zibethinus, 737 nucleotides. RefSeq lists its product as uncharacterized. Lineage: Eukaryota; Viridiplantae; Streptophyta; Magnoliopsida; Malvales; Malvaceae. The record is from RefSeq and is a predicted model, not a curated record.